This is a messenger RNA of Eublepharis macularius, 2318 nucleotides long. Its product is annotated as HLA class II histocompatibility antigen, DR alpha chain-like. Gene Ontology annotation, molecular function: MHC class II protein complex binding. The transcript has 5 exons. NCBI's taxonomy places the organism in Eukaryota, Metazoa, Chordata, Lepidosauria, Squamata, Eublepharidae. The record is from RefSeq and is a predicted model, not a curated record. Gene Ontology annotation, cellular component: membrane; MHC class II protein complex. Bases 56 to 823 code for a protein of 255 amino acids. Gene Ontology annotation, biological process: immune response; antigen processing and presentation of exogenous peptide antigen via MHC class II; immunoglobulin production involved in immunoglobulin-mediated immune response.
CCCGCUGCCUCCAUUGCCCCCUGGCUCAGUCCCCUGGGUACGUCGCUCCUCUGAGAUGGCAGCGGGAAUGGGGGGCUUGGCGGGGUACCUGUGGCUACUGUCCUUCCUGGGUGGCCACCUUGCGGCAGCGGAGGACGUGCUGUCGCAGGUGGCCUUCGUGCAGCGCAGCCUGGACUCGGACAAGGGGCCCAGCGAGUUCAUGUUCGACUUCGACGGCGACGAGAUCUUCCACGUGGACCUGGAGCAGAAGGAGACGGUCUGGCGGCUGCCGCAGUUCCAGGAGUUCACCAGCUUCCAGGCCGAGGGCGCCCAAGGCAACAUCGCCGUCCUGCGCUCCAACCUGGACAUCCUCAUGAAACGCUCCAACUACACCCCGGCCCAGAACGUGGCCCCAAAGGUGACCGUGUACCCGGAGAAGCCAGUGGCCCUGGGGGAGCCCAAUAUGCUGAUCUGCCUGGCGGAUGAGUUCUCGCCCCCGGUGAUUCACCUCAGCUGGUGGAAGAACGGGCAGGAGGUGGCGGACCACGUAGAGGAGACGGACUUCUACCCCAACACAGACAACUCCUUCCGCAAGUUCUCCUACCUGCCCUUCGUCCCGGACGCCGAGGACAUCUACUACUGCCGGGUGGAGCACUGGGGCCUGGCCCAGCCCCUCACCAAGGAGUGGAAUACCAACAUGCCCGAGCCCCUCCCAGAGACAGGGGCGAACGUGGUGUGUGGCCUGGGCCUGGCCGUGGGCAUCAUGGGCAUCAUCGCGGGCACCGUCCUCAUCAUCAAGAGCCGGCAGAGGAACGAGGCCAACUUCCGCCGGAGGCCGAUGUGAGUCCAUCCAGGGUCCUUGGAUCAGAAGGCCCGAAGAUGGGGUAAUCAAGAUCUGCAUCUUUUCCGACCCGCAUCCUUCGCUGCUUCUUUCUUGACAAAGCUCUUUCCUCCUUGAUCCUCAGCGGCCUUCGAUGUGCCCCCUCCCACCAAUAUGGUCAGGGGUCAUUUUGCAGAAAAAGAGCUGGAGGAACUCAUUAGCAUAUGCCACACCCCCUUGCCAUCACCAGAAAUGUGUCAUUAGCAUAACUGAUUUGCAUAUGCCACACCCCCUAACAUCACCUAUCUUGGCUUUUUUGGACCCAAUCCUGGCCAUUCAGGGCCAAAAUUGGGCCCAAAAUGGAAAAAGGGGCUGAAAAUGGCUGAAAAGGGGCUCAAAAUGGUCAGGAUUGGGCUGCUACUAAACCGGAGAGUGAUCCACCACCCGUCAGAGACCCAAUCCAGGCCAUUUCAGCCCCAAUCCAGGACGAAACGGGCCCAAAAUGGCUGACAGUCAGGUGGGUGGGGCCAUCUGACAUGUGACCUCUUUGGGGAACUGUUGGAACUGCGUUCCUGCGCGUUCCCCCUCGAAAUGAGCCCUGAAUAUGGUGACCACACUGAAAAGGCCCUGCUGGGACCAAACUAGGUGGCAACUAGAGAAGGGUCAGAGGGUGCCCCCCAAACCACUCCCCCAAGAGCUGACAGCACUUCUUUCCAUUUCUGCCAUGAUCAAGUGGGACCCCGUUCUCUCGUUGUGCAUCAGCUGCCUGCAUAGGCUCUGUUCCGGUGGCUCUUCCCACGAGAGGGUGCCCUCCUUCCCCUGCAGUCUGCUUGGGGGCCUCCUCUGGGCCAACGGGGAGGGGCCAGGGGGCAUUUGCUGUGAGACGCUGCCUGUCUUGCCCUGCUUGCUUUGUGUAGGGGGUGGGUCCCUUGCGCUCUUUCUGAUUCCAGAGAAUCUCUGGGAAGGACCUGCUUGGAUAUGCUGACCAUUGAUUUGCAGAGACCCUUCUGCACUUCUGGGCACUACACUCUUAGGUAGUAUUCAGUCUCCCUCUUUGCAGUCGGUGGGUGAGGAAGGAGAACUGGCUGGGCCUCCUUUGGACUGGCUCCUCUCCUGGGACUAACGCAGCCUGACAGGCAGAAGUAAUACUGGUGAAUCUUUCCUUGGCAUGAAGGUAUUGUCGCUGUCAGUGAGGGAGUGGCCAUGAUCCGUGCAGGUGCGGACAGGCAGAGAAGCCAGAAGAAUAUUCAGUGCCCACCGUGAGCUUGAGAACCCCUAUCCCAUAAUACUGAGCUGAGCAUGAGAAGGAACCCUUCAGUAGUCUGUAGCACGAAGCCAAAGUGGCUUCCUCUAGAGCAAAUCACCCCUGCACUCAAGCCAGCUCUUCCAUGAUCACUGGUUCAGGGGUGGGGCGGGGCAUGAUUUUGCCAUGCAGGGCCUCUGCGUAGUAAGCCCCUUCUCAAUGUUUCCAUGCUGUCGCAUUUCUGAACCAGAAAUAAAUGGGGGUGAUUUUUCUGAA